Molecule: messenger RNA, 6034 nt
Organism: Hyla sarda
Lineage: Eukaryota; Metazoa; Chordata; Amphibia; Anura; Hylidae
Biological process (GO): regulation of DNA-templated transcription
Source: RefSeq, a predicted model, not a curated record
CGAGCUCAUACAGGAAAGAAACCAUAUUCAUGCUCAGAAUGUGGGAAAUGUUUUCCUUUUAAAUCAAGUCUUGUUCAACAUCAAAGAAUUCACACAGGAGAGAAGCCAUUUUCAUGUUCAGUAUGUGGGAAAUGUUUUACUCAGAAAUCAGACCUUGUUGUACAUCAAAGAACUCACACAGGGGAGAAGCCAUAUUCAUGUUCAGAAUGUGGGAAAUGUUUUAGUGUUCAAUCACAUCUUGUUCCACAUAAAAGAACUCACACAGGAGAGAAGCCAUUUUCAUGUGUAGAAUGUGGGAAAUGUUUUACUGCGAAAUCAACACUUAAAUAUCAUCUAAGAACUCACACAGGAGAGAAGCCAGUGGCGGUCUAUUUCUCCAUGGAGGAGUGGGAGUAUGUAGAAGGACACAAGGAUCAGUACAAGGAUCAGGUCAUGAUGGAGGAUCAGCAGCCCCUCACAUCACCAGUCAGAUCCAGUAAGAGAACAGCACCAGAGAGGUGUCCCCGUCCUCUUCUUCCACAGGAUGAUCAGGGAGAAGAUCCGAACAAUAUUAAUGCUCCAGAGACAGAUGUGAGUGGUGAUGAGCAGUAUAAGGAGCACAUUUCUACAGGAAAAGAUGUGAUCUAUAUUAAUACUACAGAUAUAAAGGAAGAAGCAGAGACAGAUGUGAGCGGUGAUGAGCAGUAUAAGGAGGACAUUCCUACAGGGAAAAAUCUGAUCUAUAGUAAUACUACAGAUUUAAGAGAAGAAGAAGAGACAGAUGUGAGCAGUGAUGAGCAGUAUAAGGAGGACAUUCCUACAGGUAACCGCCCAGAUUCUUGUACCAGGAGAUCAGAGGAGAAUCUUAUAUCUUCAGAUUAUAAAGCAGAUGAUGAUAUCACACAAGAUACAUAUGAAGAACAUUCCAUUAUCCCAGAUACACCCUCAGCCCUUCACAGCCAAGAUCUGUCAUCUCAUCCUUAUAUACAGGUCCUGUCUUCUCAGUCAUCACAGGAUGUUCAGCAAAAAAAACGUCACAGAAGGGGUGUUGGACAUCAUCAAGCUCAUACAGGAAAGAAAACAUAUUCAUGCUCAGAAUGUGGGAAAUGUUUUACUAAGAAAUCACAUCUUGCUGGACAUCGAAGAACUCACACAGGAGAGAAGCCAUUUUCAUGCUCAGAAUGUGGGAAAUGUUUUACUUUUAAAUCAAAUCUUGUUGUACAUCAGAGAACUCACAAAGGAGAGAAGCCAUUUUCAUGUUCAGAAUGUGGGAAGUGUUUUACUCGGAAACCAAAUCUUAUUGAACAUCAAAGAACUCACACAGAAGAGAAGCCAUUUUCAUGUUCAGAAUGUGGGAAGUGUUUUACUCGGAAACCAAAUCUUAUUGAACAUCAAAGAAUUCACACAGAAGAGAAGCCAUUUUCAUGCUCAGAAUGUGGGAAAUGUUUUACUUUUAAAUCAAGCCUUGUUGUACAUCAAAGAACUCACACAGGAGAGAAGCCAUUUUCAUGUGCAGAAUGUAGGAAAUGUUUUACUGAGAAAUCAAGUCUUGUUGUACAUCAAAGAACUCACACAGGGGAGAAGCCAUUUUUAUGUUCAGAAUGUGGGAAAUGUUUUACGUUAAAAUCAAGUCUUGUUAAACAUCAGAGAACUCACACAGGAGAGAAGCCAAUUCAGGUGCUGUCCCCAAUAGAUUGGCCUUAUUCAGGGGUGACCCCAGAACCUUGGGAAUCUGAUCCUGAUGUACCCACGGUAGGGGUGACCACUCACAGAGAAGAAGACACACAAGCGUCUCCCUUGCAUGUAAUGGUGGGAGAUGUAGAGGAGCUGCCUCCAGGGCCCGAGUUGGCAGACCUCAACGUCUCUGGGGGCAAUUUUGGUACUGCCCAACACCAAGACCCAACGUUGUCUCGGGCCUGGGAAAAUGUCUUGGUGGUGGAAGAUGCACCCCAACAACCGGGGGCCGAGACGGUAUAUCCCCAUUUUGUGGUUCACCAAGGGAUGUUGUACCGGGUAAAUCAGGUACAGGGUGAGAAUGUGGAACAGUUAAUGAACAUUGUGCUCCGACCACAUCGUCGGUAUGCUUCAGCCUACCUGGACGAUAUCGUCAUUUACAGCGCAGAUUGGGAAAGUCAUCUUCCAAAAGUGCAGGCCGUGGUAGACUCCCUCAGGAAAGCUGGGUUAACGGCUAACCCCAAAAAAAUUGCCAUUGGUCUGGAAGAGACCAAAUACCUGGGGUACAUCAUUGGGCGUGGGGUUGUUAAACCUCAGAUUAAUGCUCCAGAGACAGAUGUGAGCGGUGAUGAACAGUAUAAGGAGGACAUUCCUACUAGGAAAGAUCUGAACAAUAUUAAUGCUACAGAUAUGAAGGAAGAAGAAGAGACAGAUGUGAGCAGUGAUGAGCAGUAUAAGGAUGACAAUCCUACAGAGAAAGAUCUUAUCUAUAUUAAUGCUACAGACAUAAAGGAAGAAGAAGAGACAGAUGUGAGCAGUGAUGAGCAGUAUAAGGAGGACAUUCCAACAGGAAAAGAUUUGAGCAAUAUUAAUGCUACAGAUGUGAAGGAAGAAGAAGAGACAGAUGUGAGCAGUGAUGAGCAGUAUAAGGAGGACAUUCCAACAGGAAAAGAUCUGAACAAUAUUAAUGCUACAGAUAUGAAGGAAGAAGAAGAGACAGAUGUAAGCGGUGAUGAGCAUUAUAAUGAGGACAUUCCUACAGGGAAAGAUCUGAUCUAUAUUAAUUCUACAGACAUAAAGGAAGAAGAAGAGACAGAUGUGAACGGUGAUGAGCAGUAUAAGGAGGACAUUCCUACAGAGAAAGAUUUGAUCCAUAUUAAUGCUACAGACAUAAAGGAAGAAGAAGAGACAGAUGUGAGCAGUGAUGAGCAGUAUAAGGAGGACAUUCCUACAGGUAACCACCCAGAUUCUUGUACCAGGAGAUCAGAGGAGAAUCUUAUAUCUUCAGAUUAUAAAGCAGAUGAUGAUAUCACACAAGAUACAUAUGAAGAACAUUCCAUUAUCCCAGAUACACCCUCAGCCCUUCACAGCCAAGAUCUCUCAUCUCAUCCUUAUAUACAGGUCCUGUCUUCUCAUUCAUCACAGGAUGUUCAGCUAAAUAAAGGUCACAGAAGGGGUGUUGGACAUCAAAAAGCUCAUACAGGAAAGAAACCAUAUUCAUGCUCAGAAUGUGGGAAAUGUUUUACUCACAAAUCACAUCUUGUUCGACAUCAAAGAACUCACACAGGAGAGAAGCCAUUUUCAUGUUCAGAAUGUGCGAAAUGUUUUACUCAGAAAUCAAGUUUUGUUGUACAUAAAAAAACUCACACAGAGGAGAAGCCAUUUUGCUGUGCAGAGUGUGGGAAAUGUUUUAUUGUGAAAUCACAACUUGUUCAACAUCAAAGAACUCACACAGGGGAGAAGCCGUUUUCAUGUUCAGAAUGUGGAAAAUAUUUUUCUCAGAGAUCAAAUCUUGUUAAACAUAAAAGAAUUCACACAGGGAAGAUACCGUUUUCAUGUUCGGAAUGUGGGAAAUGUUUUGCUCAGAAAUCAGAUCUUGUUAGACAUCAAAGAACUCACACAGGGAAGAAGCCAUUUUCAUGUUCAGAAUGUGUGAAAUGGUUUGCUCAGAAAUCAGAUCUUGUUAGACAUCAAAUAACUCACACAGGAGAGAAGCCAUUUUCAUGUUCAGAAUGUGGGAAAUGGUUUUCUCAGAAAUCAGAUCUUGUUAGACAUCAUAGAACUCACACAGGUGAGAAGCCAUUUUCAUGCUCAGAAUGUGGAAAAUGUUUUACUGAGAAAUCAAGUCUUGUUAAACAUAAACGAACUCACACAGGGGAGAAACCAUAUUCAUGUUCAGAAUGUAGGAAAUGUUUUUCUAACAAAUCAAGUUUUGUUGUACAUAAAAAAACUCACAUGGAGGAGAAGCCAUUUUGCUGUGCAGAGUGCGGGAAAUGUUUUAGUGUGAAAUCACAACUUGUUCAACAUCAAAGAACUCACACAGGGGAGAAGCCAUUUUCAUGCGCAGAAUGUGGGAGAUGUUUUAUUAAGAAAUCACAUCUUGUUCAACAUCAAAGAACUCACACAGGACAGAAGCCAUUUUCAUGUGCAGAAUGUGGGAAAUGCUUUACUCAGAAAUCACAUCUUGUUAAACAUAAAAGAACUCACACAGGAGAGAAGCCAUUUUCAUGUUCAAAAUGUGGGAAAUGUUUUAAUUGGAAAUCAGGUCUUCUUCAGCAUCAAAGAACUCACACAGGGGAGAAGUCAACAGUAGUGAAGAAGUCCUCUAGUGGGCGCUGUCGGGCCCCUGUGUGUGAAGGAUGGGGAAGAACCCUGAGCCCAAUCCCGGGGCCCCCACCUCACUCCCUGAUACAUGAGGAAAUGGAUGAACAGAAGAUCAGAGAACUCAUCAACAAGAUGAUGGAGCUGCUGACUGGAGAGGUUCCUAUAAGGUGUCAGGACGUGGCGGUCUAUUUCUCCAUGGAGGAGUGGGAGUAUGUAGAAGGACACAAGGAUCAGUACAAGGAUCAGGUGAUGAUGGAGGAUCAGCAGCCCCUCCCAUCACCAGUCAGAUCCAGUAAGAGAACAGCACCAGAGAGGUGUCCCCGUCCUCUUCUUCCACAGGAUGAUCAGGAAGAAGAGACAGAUGUGGGCAGUUAUGAGCAGUAUAAGAAGGACAUUCCUACAGGAAAAGAUUUAAUUUAUAAUAAUACUACAGAUGUAAAGGAAGAAGAGGAGACAGAUGUGAGCGGUGAUGAGCAGUAUAAGGAGGACAUUCCAACAGGGGAAGAUCUGAUCUAUACUAAUGCUCCAGACACAAUAGUAAAAGUAGAAGAAGAGACAGAUGUGAGCGGUAUUGAGCAGUAUGAGGACAUUUCUACAGGUAAUCGCUCAUAUUCUUGUAGCAGGAGAUCAGAGGAGAAUCUUAUAUCUUCAGAUUAUAAAGCAGAUGAUGAUAUCACACAAGAUACAUAUGAAGAACAUUCCAUUAUCCCAGAUACACCCUCAGCCCUUCACAGCCAAGAUCUCUCAUCUCAUCCUUAUAUACAGGUCCUGUCUUCUCAGUCAUCACAGGAUGUUCAGCAAAAUAAGGAGAUCUUAUUAUCAUGUUUUACUCAGAAAACAGAUGUUGUCCAACAUCAGAGAAGUCACACAGGGGAGAAGCCAGUUUCAUGUUCAGAAUGUGGAAAAUGUUUUACUCGGAAAUCCUAUCUUACUGAACAUGCAAGAAUUCAUACUGGAGAGAAGCCAUUUUCAUGUUCAGAAUGUGGGAAAUGUUUUACUCGGAAAUCAUAUCUUACUGAACAUGGAAGAUUUCAUACCGGAGAGAAGUUAUUUUCAUGUUCACAAUGUGAAAAGUGUUUUACUCAGAACUCAGAUCUUGUUAGACAUCAAAGAACUCACACAGGGGAGAAGCCAUUUUCAUGUUCAGACUGUGGGAAAUGUUUUACUCACAAAUCAAAUCUUGUAAAACAUCAAAAAACUCACUCAGCACUGAAGCGAUUUCCAUGUUCAGAAUGUGGGAAAAGUUUUUCAGAGAAAACAGAUCUUGUUCAGCAUCAAAGAAAUCACACAGGGGAAAAGCCAUUUUCAUGUUUAGAAUGCGGGAAAUGUUUUACUCGAAAACCAUAUCUCACUGAACAUGAAAGAACUCACACAGGGGAGAAGCUUUUUUCUUGUUCAGAAUGUGGGAAACAUUUUACUCAGAAAUCCAGUCUUGGUCGACAUAAAAUAACUCACACAGGAGAGAAGCCAUUUUCAUGCUCAGAAUGUGGAAAUUGUUUUACUAAGAAAUCCAGUCUUGUUUAUCAUAAAAGAUCUCACACAGGGGAGAAACUAUUUUCAUGCUCAGAGUGUGGGAAAUGUUUUACCCGGAAAACACAGCUUAUCAAACAUCUAAGAAUUCAUGCAGGUGAGGAGACAAUUCAGAGCAAUAAAUGAUGCAGAUAACACAUCUAUAUAUUAACCAUGUACAUAGGAUAUCUGACAUUUAUACAUAUAUCAUAUACUGCAUCUCCAAACUUGUUCCCAAUUGUUAAUAAAAGUUUUCUUUUAGAACGUA